GAGAGACUUGCGCACUUGGGUCGGGCUGUGGGAAAGUAGCGCACACGGACACAGGCGAGCGGCUCGUGCUUUAAGAUAAAAAAAGUAAAAGUCUGUCUCUGUAAAAGUCUAAAACCGAUUGAGAUAAAUUAAAGAAAACCCCAAGGAAAGAUCCCAAUUAUUGCGGUCCAGGCAACAGCUAUGGAAUUGCCGGUUCUGGUUUUAGCGGCGGUGGUCCUGUCCUUUGGAUCCAGCACUAAAGUGAAUGUUCCGCGCCUUCGACUUUCUUAUAAAGAUCUUUUGGCCACAAACCGUACCUCAUUCUUCGGUGGUUUCCGUGGUGAUUUGCACUUGUCGGCUGUGUUUUUGGAUGAAUAUCACGACAGGCUUUUCCUUGGAGGAAAGGAUGUUCUGUAUUCACUGAGAUUGGAUCACACACAUGAUGCUAAAGAGAUCCAUUGGCCUUCGUUGCCUGGUAACCGUGAUGACUGUAUUCUCAAAGGAAAAGAUCCUGAGACGGAGUGUGCAAACUUUGUGCGGUUGUUGCAGCCGUUUAACCGCACUCAUCUCCUGGCCUGCGGAACGGGUGCGUUCCAACCUGUCUGCGCAUAUGUGUACGUCGGACACCGUGGAGAGCAUGUGUUCAGUCUGGAUCGUUCCACAGUGCAGAAUGGGAGGGGAAAGUGUCCCCAUGACCCCAAACUACCCUUUUCAAGCACCUUCACAGGUGGAGAGCUAUAUACAGGCCUGACUGCUGACUUUCUGGGAAGAGACUCUGUGAUUUCCAGAAGUUUAGGGUCUCGUUCACCCAUGAGGACAGAGACAGAUCAGAAAAAUCUGCGUGAGCCCAGGUUUGUUGCGACUCACCUCAUUCCUGACAGCGCGGACCGAGACGAUGAUAAAAUUUAUUUCUUCUUCACUGAGAGAGCAGCAGAGACGUCAGAGAGAGAUGAUGAAGGAUCUAUAUACACACGCAUUGGACGAGUGUGUGCGAAUGAUGUGGGUGGCCAGAGGGCUCUGGUGAAUAAGUGGAGCACAUUUAUUAAAGCCCGGCUGGUGUGUUCUGUUCCCGGACCUCACGGCAUCCAAACACACUUUCAUCAACUGGAGGAUGUGUUCUUGUUACGGACCAAAGAUGAAACAAAUCCAGAGAUCUAUGCGAUAUUUAGCACUAUCAGUAAUGUGUUUCAGGGCUACGCAGUGUGUGUGUAUAGUAUGGCCGAUAUCCGUGAGGCGUUUAAUGGGCCUUUUGCUCAUAAAGAGGGUCCGGACUAUCAGUGGGGACCUUAUGAAGGACGAGUUCCUUAUCCACGACCAGGAGUGUGCCCUAGUAAGAUUACAGCUCAGCCCGGCCGUGCGUUCCGCAGCACGCUGGAGUUUCCAGAUGCAGUGCUGCAGUUUGCCCGGACACACCCGCUGAUGUGGCGCCCCGUUUACCCAUCGCAGCGUCAGCCGCUUCUGCUCCGCACAGGCGCCCCGUACAAACUCACACAGAUCACUGUAGACCGCACGCAGGCCGAGGACGGAUACUAUGAUGUCAUGUUCAUUGGCACUGACAUCGGCACGGUGCUAAAGGUUAUCGUACUGGGAAAUGGUCAUUUACACACCACUGAGGAAAUCACACUGGAGGAACUGCAAGUGUUUAAGGUUCCCACACCCAUAACCUCUAUGGAUAUAUCUGUGAAGAGGCAAACUCUGUUCGUGGGUUCAGACACAGGUGUGGUCCAGGUGCCUCUGCAUCGCUGCAGUUUGUAUGGUAAAGCGUGUGCCGAGUGCUGCCUGGCUCGAGAUCCUUACUGCGCCUGGGAUGGACACUCAUGCACACGAUACCUGCCAAACACCAAACGCCGAUACCGUAGACAGGACAUCAAACAUGCAAACCCUGCGGUGCAGUGCAUGGAUCAAAACCUCAGUGUAGAAGAUUUGGAUCUGACUGAAGAGCAGGUGGUUUAUGGCACUGAAAACAACAGCACAUUUCUGGAGUGUGUCCCUCGAUCACCACAGGCCACUGUCACCUGGCACAUACAGAGAGACGACCACUUAGAAGAGGUGGUAUUAGAUGAACGUAUGAUCAAGACAGACGAUGGUUUGUUGUUUCGCCGUGUACUCCGUCAGGACGAAGGCAUCUAUGUGUGUCGAUCUCGGGAACAUGGAUUUACUCAAACCCUCUCACGCUUCUGGUUGGACAUUUUACAUGCCGACACCCUGUCGGACCUCUUAUCACGUGAUAGCAAAUAUAAGGUGUGGUCACCGUGCCCUGCCCACGUGUCCCCUGCCAAUCGCAGCCCAGCAAGGGCGUGGUUUAAGGACGUCUUGCAGCUGAUAGGUCCGUCAAACCUGCCGCAGGUGGAGCAAUACUGUGAGCGUGUUUGGUGUAAUGAAAAGCUGAGAAGGAAACACAAGACCAUGAUGGACAAAUAUCGGCAAGCGCAGGACUCAGCGAGGAAAGCGCGGAUCCAGAAAAGUACAGGGGAACGGAUACGCUCUCCACGGGACCUCCGCACAGCAGAGUAAAAUUUAUGUGCGCACAUCACAUAGUGAAGGGAAGGUAUGGACUUUCAAUGGAAAGUGGACAAAGGACUUUUUUUGAUAGCAGCACGCAACCAUUUUUGUUCAUAGUGAUGAUAAAUAUAAUUUUAGGUUUAUAAGUCCAACUUCGGGUUGUUGGCCUACAACAGUUCUUAUGACCACAGAAACAACACCUCAUCACCUCAAAGCAGGCCGUGGAUAUAGUUUUUAGUGUCUUACUUAGUAUUAAGCAGCUGCAAAACCUUUUCACUGGAACAGAUGAGGGAGGCAGGAUGGACACAUUGACUUCAGUAGUAAAUUGGAGAACUGCCACUGCAAAAACAGGUGCCAAAAAACACAUUCAUUCUGAACACAUCUGGCUCUCAUACAGCUGGGCAUAAUAUUCAGACUUUUUCUCAAUGUUGAAUUAAGUCAUAGGCCCGGUUUCAUAGACACUGUUUAUCUUAAGCCAGGGCUUUGCCUUAGUUGAAUUAAGAUAUUUAUCUCGCUUUUAUACAAAUGCCUUCGAAGAAAACAUUGCUGGCGUGCAUCUCGAUACAAAACAAUGGCACAGAUACAUUUUAAGAUGAUUCUGCGCAAGUUAUUUUCAGUUAAGACAGGUCACACAUUCAUUUUAGUCUGGGACUAGCCUUUCGCCUUGUCUGUGAAACCAUGCCACAGUGUUUAGCAAAACUUAGCUUGCCAGUGCAUUAAGCUGUAAGAAAAUGACAUUUUAAAAUAAGACAUUUUGGUAACUAGAUCAUAGGCUGACGACUGUUGAGACUUCAACAGAACUGAAGAGCUUUUGGCAAUCAUGAUUCGUAUAGGCAUAUUUUUUUUCCAGCUUAAUUUGAAAGAAUUCUUUCAAAACAGGGUUUGUGAUUCAUUCAUGUUUUAACCAGACGUUUUAACAUUUUGGUGUCUAUUCCUGUGUUGUUGUGCUGGGAAGCCCCGCCCAUAGUGAAAUCUAAUCUGUCCGAAUCCUACUCCAAACAGCGAGAUUAUACGUACAAUGCUGUGACGUUUAGUGUCAAUAGAUAAAGUGCUUGUUGUUGGAAUUUCAUUGCAAUGUGUCUGGUUAAGACACUGUGUAAAGCUACAUACUCAGAGGCUUUCGUAGCAUUAAUGUGAAAUAAUCUUUUUUCUAGCUAUUUACUAUAUUUUUUGCCCAGACUUUUUGGCUCCCUUUUAUUUAAACUAGACUGUCCUGCAUCACUUGAACUAUGUUUAUUUAUUAUUAGUCAUAAAAAUGUGGAAACAUUGACUGCUUUCUUUAAAAACAUUGUGGUUUGUAAAAAUCUCUCAAAGAGAGAUGGAGAAAUUGUCCGACUCCCAAACCUUCUGACAUCUUUUCUGAACGUCAGGGAAUACCCUUUAUGUUGCUGGACCAGAUCAAGCAAAAGAAACACAACUGUUUAAUAUAACAUUUUCUGUGCCCUGACGGGACUGGCUGCAUAGAAUUGCACUGAAAGUUUGCUAUUUGUGAAUGGGUACAGCAGCACUGUUCUGACAUUUUUUCCAUCUUACUGUAUCGCUCAUUUGCCUUUAGCUGUUUAUUGAUAACACUUUAAAAAUAGAGCUUAAUAGUUGUGUAGAGGCAUUAAAGCAAACAUUUAAUAGUUCUGUACAAUUUACCAUGUGCAACAUAACUGCUUUUCAAUAUUUUUUCACAUGAUGGUUGUGAUGGUUUUAGCCCUCUAGUUUUUUCCUCUGUAGAUAAAAUAUACAGCAUAAAGAAUCUGUUUUUAUACCAGGUUGUCUUAUGUAUUUAUGUGUUAUUUAAAAGUGAUUCUUGCAUGCAGAGAAACUCCAACCAGUGUUUGGUUCAGUGAUACAUAAAUAAAAACAUUUCACAGAAGGUUUUUUGGGUU
This is a messenger RNA of Triplophysa dalaica, 4358 nucleotides long. It is a transcript of the gene sema3g, whose product is annotated as sema domain, immunoglobulin domain (Ig), short basic domain, secreted, (semaphorin) 3bl. Gene Ontology annotation, biological process: axon guidance; negative regulation of axon extension involved in axon guidance; semaphorin-plexin signaling pathway. Lineage: Eukaryota; Metazoa; Chordata; Actinopteri; Cypriniformes; Nemacheilidae. The transcript has 16 exons. The coding region runs from base 181 to 2493 and encodes 770 amino acids. The record is from RefSeq and is a predicted model, not a curated record. Gene Ontology annotation, molecular function: semaphorin receptor binding; chemorepellent activity.